Tarenaya hassleriana is the source of this 1711-nucleotide messenger RNA. Its product is annotated as altered inheritance rate of mitochondria protein 25. Gene Ontology annotation, molecular function: phospholipid scramblase activity. The coding region runs from base 212 to 1498 and encodes 428 amino acids. Lineage: Eukaryota; Viridiplantae; Streptophyta; Magnoliopsida; Brassicales; Cleomaceae. Gene Ontology annotation, cellular component: plasma membrane. The transcript has 12 exons. The record is from RefSeq and is a predicted model, not a curated record. Gene Ontology annotation, biological process: plasma membrane phospholipid scrambling.
GAAUCGAAGCUGAAGACAAAACGCCCACCCCCUGAUGGCAAUCAUGGAAAUUGUUAUUGAAUCUCCGGUUUAAAGGAGAAGAAAACUAUCGUUGCACAGAGACGAGAGAGAGUAUUAUUUUUCUCAAGUCGAUUUUUUUCCUUCCCUUUACUCCACCGGCGGAUCGAUCAUCCGAGAUACUUCCCGGCGUUUCUAGAAGAUUCCCUCAACGAUGCACUACCUCUCCAGGCGCUCCUCCGUCUCCGCUCUUCUUCGCUCCGGUUGCUGGCGCCGCCGUGAUGCUGCGUCGGCGAUAUCUGGCUCCGCCGCUCCUCUGGACGACGCCUGUGAUAUUACACUGGACCGAGUGGGAGAAGGCAUUGGUUGUGCAUUGGCUGGUCGGAAUGAGCUGAGAGGGAGUGAAAUUCGCACUGGUAGCCGAUGCCGAGAGGGAUUAGGGAUCAGAAUGAUGCAUUCUCGAGCCAAUAAUGCUAUCGUUUGGAGAUAUACUCUGCCAUUUCUUUCUCAUGGAAGCCCUUCUGGACGAGAACGGGUUUCAUAUCCUAUAAGCCGAUGUUUCAGCCAUGGCAGUGAAAGCGAUGACCGAUUGGACAGGAACUUUCUGGCUCAACUUUGGGUUACAGAGAAGAAAACGAGAAAAGACAGGGAGAAGCGGAGAGUUUCUAAGAACAGGAGUUAUCCUGGCAAUGCCUCUAAAGGAAAAUUGUUCUCAAAUGUAGCAACAGAGGAAAACCAAUACGACCAACCACCGGUUAGUCAGAGCAUGUCUGGAUUUCUGGCGCCGACAACAUCUGAAGAGAUAAGGGUGGCACCUCUCCUUGCUCGAUCUAAUUUGCUGAUUACAAGGGACAUUGAAUGGGCAAAUCUGGUUCUUGGUUUUGAGCAGGAGAACCGUUACGCUGUAGUUGAUGUUUGUUAUCCUCGUGCACCUGUGGGGUUUAUCCGAGAGCAGAGCAACAUUAUUGCGAGACAGCUACUUCGUCUCCGGCGUCCGUUUGUUGCUUCCAUAACUGAUGCUUUGGGUAACGAGCUUUUCCGGGUUCGUAGACCUUUCUGGUGGAUCAACAGUUCGAUAUAUGCCGAGAUUGAUGGAAAGGAAAUCGGCGUGGUUCACCGAAGAUGGCAUCUAUGGAGGAGGAUUUAUGAUUUGUACCUCGGGAACAAGCAGUUUGCGGUGGUGGAAAACCCGGGGUUGUGGAACUGGACAUUUACGUUGAAGGACGUUGACGGGGAAGUGUUAGCGCAAAUAGACCGUGACUGGAGGGGUUUCGGCUUCGAGAUUUUCACAGAUGCCGGGCAAUACGUGAUCCGAUUCGGGGAAGCUGAUGCUGCUACGCCCAAAACUGGCGCCGCUAGAACGGUGGAAGAGUUGGAAGUGAAGCGGCCGCUGACUCUGUCAGAAAGAGCUGUUGCGGUUGCGCUUGCCAUUUCGCUCGACAACGAUUACUUCUCGAGGCACGGUGGCUGGGGACUCCCGUUCGUCGCGGUAGGAGAGUAGGAGAGUGUCUAUUUACUGUAUGCCCCUCCCAUAUCUGUUUGCUCGGCCGAAGCAACGCCCCUCUCGGCACUUGUUUUCCUUCCGUCGUUCAUCUCUUUCGCUAAGAAACCGAGUGAGUUAAAAGAUUUGUUCGUCUGUGUCGGGGUGGCCAUUUCGCUAAUGGAAAUAGUGUCUUUUUUAAUUAUAAAAAAAAAACGGAAAAAUCAAUCUGGA